GACCGAACGUCGUCAGACAAUAAUUUACUCGCUCAGUGGAAUUAAUGAGGAACUUACUAUUUCGGAGAGUAAUCAGAAAUUGUUUGCUAACAUCACAAUGAGGCUGAAAUCAUCCAGGUUUGGUUACGUAUUCCUUCAAUUAAUGGCUCUAUGUUAUUACUCUCAGACAACAAUUCAGUCAGGGUCGGCACCCAAUUUUAAGCACCAUGUAUCGGAACAAAGUCGCCUGUCGGACAGGACGAGUCGAAGGUUGACAAGAACUUAUCAACUCUAUAGCCGCACCAGUGGUAAACAUGUACAAGUGCUGGGCAACAGGAGGAUCAACGCCAAGGGCGAGGAUGGAGAUAUUCAUGCUAAACUGGUUGUGGAAACAGAAACAUUUGGAAGCCAGGUUCGAAUCAGAGGUGAAAAAACAGGAUACUACAUUUGCAUGAAUAAGAGAGGCAAGCUUAUCGUACAGAGGAAGGGCUGUGGCAGAGACUGCAUAUUUACUGAAAUUGUUCUGGAAAAUAACUACACUGCUUUGCAAAAUGCCAAGUACAAAGGCUGGUACAUGGCUUUUACACGAAAGGGCCGCCCCAGGAAAGCCACAGAGACACAGCGGCACCUGCGAGAGGCCCACUUCAUGAAACGCCUUCAUCAGGGACACCUGUUUACAGAACAGAAGCCUUUUGAAUUAAUCCCGUAUCCCGUUAACAAGAGGACUAAGCACCGUCAACGCAUGAGUGUGAAUUGAGAAUACGCAGAGAGAUACACACACUUACACAUGCAGUCAAACUCUGCUAAAGCACAUAGCCUUUUCUCAAGUCUUAUACUGGAGUGGGAUCUUAAUUUGAGUUAACUCAUUCAGAGUUUCUGGAUUCUGGAUUUCAUGAGGAACCAGGAACAAGAAUAAAUUCAGAACUAAAAUGGACAACUGUACAGAGAACUGUUUGUACUGGGACAAUGAAGUGACAGAUCUGAGGGCACCAUAUGUGUCGACACACACAAAAUAACACAUUAUACACAAACAUGGCAGCUAUGCCAAUUUAUGAUUAAACAUAGGCAGAUACACAUAUUUUUAAUUUUAUUGAUUGCUUUUUCAAAUGUCGAACUCAAAAUGUUAAUACUGGAGAUGGUUGUAUUUUUCCAAAAUGCCUCUUCAAAAACACAGGUUGAAUUUUUGCUCUCUUAUAUAUCACACUGUACUGUAUGCACCAGUACGUUAAGAACAUGAGA
This is a messenger RNA of Triplophysa dalaica, 1218 nucleotides long. RefSeq names its product fibroblast growth factor 8b (gene fgf8b). Gene Ontology annotation, biological process: positive regulation of cell population proliferation; fibroblast growth factor receptor signaling pathway; dorsal/ventral pattern formation. The record is from RefSeq and is a predicted model, not a curated record. NCBI's taxonomy places the organism in Eukaryota, Metazoa, Chordata, Actinopteri, Cypriniformes, Nemacheilidae. Bases 98 to 736 code for a protein of 212 amino acids. The transcript is spliced from 5 exons. Gene Ontology annotation, molecular function: growth factor activity; type 2 fibroblast growth factor receptor binding; type 1 fibroblast growth factor receptor binding. Gene Ontology annotation, cellular component: cytoplasm.